AUGCCUUCGCGCACUCGCCAAGGUCCCGCAGAUGAGGCGGAGGAGGAAUCUGGCCUUCAAGGCCUGGCCUUCAACCAACCCCUCUCCUGGCGCGUGGGGCGCGCCGCCAUCCCCAUCGCCGAUCUACUUGAACGUUUACAGUCCCUCGCCCAGGAGCUCCGUAAGCUGGAGCAGGAAGAAAUCGACAAGGAGUCUUUGCGCAAAGUGUCCCAGGAGCUUUCCAGUGCGAACCUGCUUGCCCACAAAGACAAGGGAGUUCGUGCCUGGGCUGCGUGCUGUAUUGUCGAUGUGUUGCGACUCUGCGCACCGGACGCGCCUUUCACCAGGAACCAACUUAAGGACAUUUUCACCUGCAUCGUCACCUCCAUCAUCCCCGCAUUGGCCGAUCCAUCCAACGCCUACAAUGCACAGCAAACUUACGUCUUGGGCUCACUCGCUGAAGUGAAGAGUGUUGUUCUCAUGACCGACCUUGACCAUCCCGACUCACUGAUCGUGCCGCUCUUUUCCAGUUGCUUCGACAUCGUCUCCGGCUCCUCAAAAUCUUCUACUGGCGAGGAAAUCGCCAAGGGCGUCGAAUUCGACAUGACUCGGCUGCUAGUCACCGUGAUUGACGAAACUCCGGUACUCGCGGCAGAGGUUGUGGACACCAUUGUCGCACAAUUCCUGCGUGUUGACCCUAGGGUGCUGGAAAGUCCCAGGAAAGGCAAACGCGUCGACGCACCAAUUGAUGCCAAGCAGGACACUCUUUUGCUAAAGGACUACCCGCCCGCCUACAAUAUGGCCAAGGCCAUCUGUCAGGCUUGCCCCGAACGCAUGACCAGCCAUAUCAGCCAAUAUUUCAACAAUGUCAUCAUUGAUGCAUCUGCUCCUGGCCAGGCAAAUGGCUCCAAGGGGGCCCCACGCAAACCGAAUCUCGACGACUCGGAUGAGGAAGGCGAGGAUAUCAAGGAAUUGAGCAAGGCGCAUCGUUUGAUCCGGGAGCUAUGGCGUGCCUGUCCCGAGGUCUUGCAGAACGUCAUUCCUCAAGUCGAGGCCGAGCUGUCUGCAGAAUCGGUGGCUCUUCGAUUGUUAGCUACGCAAACAAUUGGAGACCUGGCGGCAGGAAUUGGUGUUGCUGGCCCCCCUCCUCCGCCACCAAUGGACCCAACGGCGUAUCCACAUGUGACGUUGGAGGAGUAUUCCCAGAUGAUCGCUCAGCCCAAUGUUCUCCUAACACCAGUGUCUCCGAAGCCCUUCUCGCAAGUGCAUUCCUCGGCCUAUGAAGCAUUUCUGAGCCGGCGACUCGACAAGACACCCUCGGUUCGCGCAGCCUGGGCAACAGUGGUUGGACGCAUUUUGUCGACAUCUGCGGGUGGUUCUGGUCUGAGCGAGACCGAAGAACAAGGGCUUGUCGCCAGUCUGGCUUUGAUGCUUCGUGACGCUGACGAGAAGGUGCGUGUUGCUGCAGUGGAUACAGUUGGACAGUUCGGCCUGCAUCAUAUUGUCUACAAACUCGGUAUGAAAGGCGGCUGCUCCACCCCUGACUCCGUGCUCGCUAUUCUUGCGGAGCGUGUGAAAGAUCGCAAGCCGCAAGUUCGUGAUCAUGCGAUGAAGAUUCUUGCACGCAUAUGGGCCGUUGCUGCGGGUGACAUUGAGCAAAAUACCGAACCGGUUGUGUCCCUCCUGAAGGAUGCACCAUCCAAGAUCUUCGACGCUUUCUACACAAAUGACCAAGAGAUUCACAUACUUAUUGAUCGUGUUCUUUGCGAGACUCUACUCCCACUCAGCUAUCCCCCGAUCAAGUCGAAGAUCUCCCGAGGAGGUUCAAACUUGUCGCAAAAGGGCAAGGAGAAGGAGAGCCAGGCCACCGAUGUUGAUCAAGAGAAUGAUGUCGACAAAAUCCGAGUUCGACGUAUUCUGACGUUGCUUCGCGGCCUGGAUGAAAAAGCCAGACGAGUGUUUUUCGUUAUGCUUGCCCGCCAAUUGUCCAUGAGACAGGCAACAACACUCUAUCUCGAGGCGUGUGAGAAGUACAACGGUGGCGUUGUUGAGAAGGAUGGAGACCAAGCCAAGGCGCAACUAUCAAAGGUUAUCGACUCUCUGUCCAAAACCUUCCCCGAUGCCGCACGCGCCUCGGCGGACUUGUGGAAGUUUGCCAAGGUUCAUGAUCGCCGGAGUUACCAGCUCAUUCGGUUCUCCAUGGCUGCUGUUAGCGACUACCGAACUGUGACAAAGGCCAUCAAGGAACUUCAACGGAGGGCACAGAGCGCCAACAAUUCUCCCUUGCUAGAGACCUUAACGCCUCUACUGUAUCGCUGUGGUUCGCUUGUUUUCAACCGCAGCCACAUUCCAGCGAUUAUGAGUCUUUCUCGAACUGAUGAGAACGGCUUAGCCAAUGCUGCCCAGGAAAUGUUGAAACAAAUAUCUUCCCAGAACCCCGAGGUUCUCGAGGCUCAGGUCCAGGAGAUGUGCAAAGAUCUUGAGACGCAAGCUCCGAAGGCUCGUUCGGCGGGCGACGCCAGCAACGAGGAAAUUCUCAAGGCUUGUGCCGGCUUCGCCAAAAAGCUCCCCGGCAAGCUGCCCAAGGAGCGCAAAUUUUUCCAGGCUCUCACCAACUAUGCUCUCUACAGCGUCUCACCACAGUCUGCUAAACACGCGGUGUCGAUUCUCAUGGCUACUGCCGAUAAGAAGGAGAUGUAUGCCAAGGAUCUUGUCCAGAAGUGUGUGAAAAAGUGGACUUACGGUACUGAUCACUAUCUUACCCGUCUCGGGGCCUUGUCCCAACUAAAUUUUCUUGCACCGCGGGAAGCAGACGAAGAAAGCGAUGCCAUAAUCUCAAUCGCUGUCAACCAAAUUCUCCUUGAAAAUCGCUCCCCAGAAACAGACUCCGGAUAUGUGUGGGCUGAGACCGUUGAUGAAGAGACUCAAGCCAAGGAAUGGGCGCUCAAGAUCAUUGUCAAUCGCCUGCGAGCUAAAGAUGGCUCAGACAGUGAUGCGGACUUCCGCGAGCAUGCCAAGCCUGUGUACGAAACCUUGAACAAACUUGUUGCAGGCGAAGGUGAACUUUCUAAAAAGAAAGUAACACCGGCAAAUCAGAAAUCACGACUGCGCCUUCUCGCUGCCAAAUCUUUGGUCAAGUUAUGUGCCUCCAACAGUCUCUGUGAUCAAUUGCUGGCUCCAGCAGACUUCAAUUCGAUUGCUUUGAUGGCACAAGACCCACUCUUCCCAGUCCGAAGUGCAUUCAUCAACCACCUGAAAAAGAAACUGGUCCAAAGAACGUAUUUGGGUUAUCGCUGGUUCAUUGUCCCCUGUCUUCUCGCGUUUGAGCCUAGCAGUGGUUUGAAGGAAAGCACCCUCACGUGGUUACGAUCACGCGCUGCCUACUUCGCGCAGCAAGCCCAAGCUAGUGGGAAGCGAAAUGAACAAACUAUGGUCAUGGAAUUGAUCUUCUCGCGUCUUUUGUCUCUCCUAGCUUAUCACCCCGACUACCCACCCAACGACCUAGACGAGGCGACACAACUUGGUGAUCUGAGCGAUCUUGCACGAUACAUCGUUUUCUACCUUUUGGCCGUGGCUAAUGAACAGAACAUGUCUCUGAUCUUCCACGUUGCCCAGCGCGUCAAACAAUUCCGUGACGGCAUUACAAAAACUGAUGAAAUGUCAACUCGCCUCCACACUUUGUCGGAUCUGGCUCAGGCCACCAUUAGGCGUUUUGCUGAUAUCUACUCUCAACAACACAAGUUCGGAGGUGGCAACAACGGUGCCACUAAUCUUCUGCAAACUUAUCCCGGCAAGAUGGGCGUGCCUAGCUCUCUUUUCGCCUCCAUGACGGGCCACGAAGAGGCCCAAGAGGUUGCUAACAAGAACUUCCUUCCCGACGAGCUGGACGACAUACUGGAACGUGUCGUGCGCAAUGCCAUGAAGCCCAAGAGCUCGUCUCAUAAGGAUCAGGCUAACUCUGCGAAAAAGCGGAAGCCCCAACCCCUAGAUUCCAAUGGGAAUUCGUCAGCGAAGAAAGCCCGUAAGGAUAAGUCAACCCGACCAGCUCGGAAGUCAUCUACCUCUGUGACACCCCGCCGCAAACGCAAGGAUGAUGAUGGUUGGUCGUCUGAUGGUGGCGAUGCAAAGGAUCUCCCCAAGUCCGCUCGCCGGCGUAGCAGCCGAGGUACCAAGGGUGUGAGCUACGCAGACAAAGACAGUGACGAGGAUGAUAUCGAGAUGGAGCAUUGGGAUCAAGACAAGGACGAAGAAGAUGAUGAAGAGAAGCAAGAAGGGAGUGAUGAGGAAAUGCAGGAGGGCGAAGACAGUGCCGAAGCAGAAGACCCUGCACAAACCAGCGAGAAGGAAAACUCAUCCCCGGCCCAUUCCAAGCGAGGACCCAGGCGGAUUGAGACAAAGAAGAACGAAGCUGCAAAGCCAGCGACGACUACCCUGCCGACACGCCGAUCGUCUCGACGGGGUUAG
Messenger RNA from Penicillium argentinense, 4443 nucleotides. Its product is annotated as sister chromatid cohesion factor PDS5. The record is from RefSeq and is a predicted model, not a curated record. Gene Ontology annotation, cellular component: chromatin; nucleus. Bases 1 to 4443 code for a protein of 1480 amino acids. The transcript is spliced from 2 exons. Gene Ontology annotation, biological process: DNA repair; mitotic sister chromatid cohesion. Lineage: Eukaryota; Fungi; Ascomycota; Eurotiomycetes; Eurotiales; Aspergillaceae.